Molecule: messenger RNA, 2303 nt
Organism: Drosophila biarmipes
Lineage: Eukaryota; Metazoa; Arthropoda; Insecta; Diptera; Drosophilidae
Product: forkhead box protein biniou
Exons: 4
Coding region: 150-2141 (663 amino acids)
Biological process (GO): regulation of transcription by RNA polymerase II; animal organ morphogenesis
Cellular component (GO): nucleus
Molecular function (GO): DNA-binding transcription factor activity, RNA polymerase II-specific; RNA polymerase II cis-regulatory region sequence-specific DNA binding
Source: RefSeq, a predicted model, not a curated record
GCGGAGCGGUCUUCCAGCGGUUAGAAAAAUAGAAUUCCGCCGGAGAAUUGCGCGUGUAAAAAGAAGAGAUUGUUGAAAAAUAGAAUUUUGGAAAACAAAUAUUUGGCAAAUAUUUUCGAACGUCGUGUUGUCAAACAACUGAAGUGAAAAUGAUCAAGAGUGAGGAGGUGUCGGAUCGUUCGGUCUCGAUGAUGGAUCAGCUGGGCUACUACCACGAUCCGCGCGCACACCCGCAUUUUAGCCACCAUACGCCACUGACCCACACCCACACCCACUCCCAUCCGCACAGUCACACCCAUAACGGGCAUUUAUACCGCUCGGGGAAUCUGCUGCCCGGCGGCAAUUACCAGACCAUGGGUGGCGGAGAAUCACCCACGGAGAUGGUGGACGAGAAGCCGAAUAUCAGCUAUAUGGAGGUCACGCCCACGGGCACGCCCGUUUCGGCAGCCCAGUACUACAGUCUGAGUGCCCUGCACAGCAUGGGCACGCCGCCGGCCUCCUCGAGCCCCAUACCACCCUAUGGCGUCCUGAUGUCGACCCACUCCGCGGGAUCCGCCUCCCCGCAGUCGAACUCUAAGACGCCCACGGAUCUGCGGCAGGACCUGCAGUACGUGAGCUCCACCUCGAAGGAACAGCCACUGCAGGUGCAGCUGCAGCCGAUGAACCACCAGUACGCGUCCACCAUCAAGUACUGCUCGAACAACACCAUCCUCAGUGCGGCAGACUACCCGCUGCUGACCAGUCACGGGGUGGAGCAGCAGCAGGCUCCGCAGCAGGUGCAACAGCCUGCCCAGCAGCUCCAGCACUCACCAGGCGGCGCUUACCUGCCGCAGAUCUCCACCUCACCCUCGCAGGUGAUCAGCAAUGCCCAUGGCAUGCAUGCCUUGAACUACUCCGGCUCGAGCUCCUCGCCUGCCAAGUCCUUGAACGGCUCCGACUCCUCGCCGCCCAGUCAGAGUGCCCAGGGAAGCAAGGGAUCGGGUGGUGGCGGUGGGUCCAGCAACCAGGAUGCGCCCAGCACUCCGGACACCACCAAGAAGUCCGGCACCAGGCGGCCCGAGAAACCCGCCCUCAGCUAUAUCAAUAUGAUCGGCCAUGCGAUCAAGGAGUCGCCCACGGGAAAGCUGACUCUCGCCGAGAUCUAUGCUUAUCUGCAGAAGAGCUACGAAUUCUUCCGAGGACCUUAUGUGGGCUGGAAAAACUCGGUGCGCCACAAUCUCAGCCUGAACGAGUGCUUCAAGAAACUGCCCAAAGGCAUGGGCGUGGGCAAGCCGGGAAAGGGGAACUACUGGACCAUCGACGAGAACUCCGCGCAUCUGUUCGAGGAUGAGGGCAGCCUGCGGCGUCGUCCAAGGGGCUACCGCUCCAAGAUCAAGGUCAAGGGCAUCCCAGGCUAUCCCAAUCAUGCAAAUGGAUACUAUAUUGGCAGUUAUGCCGAUGCGGGAAUGGACAAUGCCAAUUGUUACGCAUCGCCCGCCUUCGCCAGCUACGAGUACGGUUCAGCAGGAGCUAAUGGUGUCUCUCCGGCUGGUGGUCAAGGAUUCGGGGAUCCCUGGAACGCCCACGCCGCCCACAGCGGCGCCUCCUCGGUGGGCAUGGGCGUGGGUCCGCUGCCCCAGUACUCCUGCCUGGCGUCUGGGGCAAAUCUGAAUGGAUCCUCCUCCACGCCCCCGCUGGCCCACUCCGCCCUGGGAUCUUUGGCCCCCUCGGCUCCGACCUCCAGUUCGCCCCUGGGAUCGGCGGCGGCGCUUCAAAGCGAUUAUGCGCCAACCGCGAGUAUCGUGGCCGCUGGCUAUUCCUAUGCAACAAGUGCCGGCAGCAUGGAAAACGGUAUGCGCUCGAUGUCCCUGGAGCAGUUGCCCGGACUAUCCAGCAUCCAGCAGGCCCAGGCCCAGGCCCAAGCUCAGGCGCACCACCACCACCACCACCACCAGCAUCACCACCCCAGCCACGGAUCAUCCAUGCACCAAAAUCACGCGUCCAUGACACCGCCGCCAUCGCAGUCCGGAGGCAACCAUGUGAUCGACCAUUCGCCCAUCGAUCGCAAACCGGUUUACCUGCCGCCCAUCACUCCGCCCCCCACCUCGGUCGCUCUGAAUGGCGGCGGGGGCUAUUACGAGAGCCUCAAGUACUCCAAUUAGCCCCUCCCGCUGGCCCAGCAUUCAUCAUUAUUACCUCAAAGGAUACGAUAAUCAAUAGUAAUUAGGCCUAAAGUAGUUGCAUAGUGCUUAGAUGGGAAACUAUAAAUAAAUAAUGUAUUGUACGCGUAGCAAUGAAAACAAACUAUUUAUAAACAAGACAUG